Messenger RNA from Passer montanus (Eurasian tree sparrow), 2215 nucleotides. Its product is annotated as translation initiation factor IF-2-like. The record is from RefSeq and is a predicted model, not a curated record. NCBI's taxonomy places the organism in Eukaryota, Metazoa, Chordata, Aves, Passeriformes, Passeridae. The transcript has 2 exons. The coding region runs from base 1465 to 2211 and encodes 248 amino acids.
GAAUAUAUGCUCACUAGGGUGUGUUACGCUCGAGUCUGAUGUCUUUAUGUUACUUAUUUCUAAUGAACCACCCCUUUGUAGGAAUAGGUAGGACAAAAUUCAGGAAGGCAAGUACCACACUAUUCUGUUCGUAGCCCAGUAUUUCAUUGAAAGAAAACACUUAGUAGCCUUUAACAAUAAAAAAGUUAUCUUUCUUGUCAAUCAAUUUUUAUUUAAUUCCAUUUUGACUCCCCAAGAUCUAGAAGUAGCAGGAGUCUUUAUACUUCAUUAAAAUGACAAAAGAGACCCCUUGGGAUGUUAAAUUUAACACUUCGUGUAAAAAAUCUUUGUAUAUUCAAACAGUCCAACAAAUAGGACAACAUACUUUUGCUCUGCAUAAAUUACUGCAGCUCCAUCUAGCACAAACAGAACAUUUUUUUUUCAUACUUCACAACUCUCACCAUGUUAAUCAAAACAUAUUAACCACAAAAAGCAAACACUCCUCUUGAUCACCAUGGCUGAGCCUGGCUUGUGAUGUUUUGCUUUCAGCAACUCACCAAACUCACAAAAUACAUGGUGCUCAUCAGCAAUACAAGAUACAAACUUCGCCUUCAGAUGAAACAUGGAAAGUAUUUCCUCAUAAACACAUCUGCUUUUAAAUACUGCAGCAACACUGUACUUAUUCAUAACCCAUUCACAUGGGAUGACAAAGGGCAUGUUUGCAACAAUGCCCUUUGGAAUAUGUUCUUAAUAAAUUUAAAUAAAAGGCAACAGAAGUGAUCCUGAGGGUGGGUUCAAAAAAUUAAAACAGAGUUGUCACUCAAGCAUCAGCUGGAUUCCACAAAAAACAAGAAUUAGGCAAGCACUCUUCUGAAUGCUGAAAAGAAGCUGGUCUGCAAAGCUCUCACAAGAACAGAACUGGAUGGUAAAAGUUCUUUUCCUUGCAAAUAUAAAUAUGACAAAUGGUCAUUAAUAUACCAAAAGUCCAGAUGCUGCAGCUGCAAUAUAAAUUAGUACUCAAAACACACUGUGACUUGUUAUUUGUGAGCGACUGUAUUUUAGUACAGAGGAAAACUCAUCAACAUUUUCUUCUACUUACAGGACAGGCCCUGCUGCUUCAGGAGGCCGCCUCGCUCUGCGCCAAGUUCUUGGAAAGCACACGGCAUCUGCCCAGGAGCGCGAGCAAAGCUGGCUGCACGGGCGGCCGCCUGCAGCACACGUUCCAAGCCCAGCUCUCUCUGGCUAACACCAGGCAGUUCUGCCCUGGCUCCAGCCCCGACUGAACCAUCCUUUCCGCAGGCAGCCAGCCCAAUCUUGUUCCCAUUUUCCCAUCCCGCUGCCACCCCUGCCAGGCGCUCGGGAGAAAAGGCCAAGCCCUACAAAACUACUCGGGUCUCCAUCAGCACCAAGCCCGAAAAGCACCGCUACUUUCUCAGGGACAAACCGCCCGCUUUAUCCCAUCAAAAAUCAACCAGACCCGGGCAAAUGAACGCAGUCAAAUCGGUCCCCGACACAGCCAUAGCGAGGAAGGAGACAGACCCAUGCAGCAGUUUGCCGGCUGCCCACACACAGCCUCCGCCGCCUGCGGGGACAGAGGCGCCGACUGAACGGCGCUGCUCGCCCGAGAGCCGCCUCCCCGCUGCCACCGGCGCACCCGGCACGCUUCAGCCCCGCCGCUUCCCCCGCACAGCCAUCAGCCCCUUCUGCAGGGAUCUGCCUUCACCCUCACACAGCCCGGCCCGAGGGAGCCCCACCUCCGCCUGGGAUAAACCCAGACCCCGCCCGGGGGGCUGCGAGGGCCCGCGGGAGGGGGCUGAGCACAGCAGCGGCCGCCCAGCAACGCCUCCCUGCCGUGCUGCUGGCGCUCCCCGCGGAGCCGACGGGGGGCGCGGGAGGGGAAGCGCGGCCCGUCCAUCCCGGGAAGGGAAGCGCGGCCCGUCCAUGCCGGCCCUGGCGCAGGGCCCCGGUGGGCGGACCGGCCGCUACCCGGAAACGGAAGGAGCCUCCCGCCGCUCGCCCCCCGAACAUCCCAGCAAAGCCCCGCCCCGGGGCAGUCUGACCAAUCGCGUCCGGGGAGGGGCGGGAAUAAUCGAUCUACGUUGGAUUGACAGGUCUCUCUCCCAAUGCAGCCGCAGCCGCUCUGUUUCCUCCACUAGGAAAGCGGAGCCACAGCUGGGUUGCUGGGCGGGACAAGUCUCGCUGUAUCUCAGCGCUAUUGGCUGUAAGUGUUGAUUGG